GGAAGAGCCUUUCACUGCAGUAGAAGCAGUGGUGAUUUUUGGCCAAUUGCUUCAGCUUCUUGUAUAGUUUUUCUGUCUCCUCGUGUUCGAUUUGCAAAGCUCUUCCAUUGAAAACGCUUCUAACAUCCAAAGAUUUAAAAUGAAAGCAGGAAAUGCUACUGAAUUGAAAAUGCCCUCUUGUUUUUGGCUGUAUGAUUCUAUGACAUAAGUUAACACUAUUACAUUUUCAACAGUAACCUUCUCCUGUGUACUAAACUGUUUGCACUGGAGGUGCAAUCUAAACUGCAGUUUUGCUUUCCCCUUAGAGGCACUUCAGGAGUUCCCAGAUUACAGGUUGGAAAAAAGAAGGCUAGUAGUUUCAGUCAAAGCUUAUCAGAUUAUUAAAACCUUUCUUCUUUUCUUUUCUUUUUGGAGGAUGGAAGAAGUUAGUGUUAUCCAGCAUUCCUGCUGAGUAUAUCACUUACUGCCACUUCUGAUCUUUGAAGAGAGAUUUAUCGCUUCCUGUGGCAAUACUGAAUACUCAAAAGAGGGUGUUCUGACCUCAAGAGCUGCAUGAAGAAUAGCCAGCAUGAAGAGAACAAAUCAGUCCAGGCAGAAGUGCAGAAGCAACAAGAACAUAAAUCAGGAAGGUGAAAUGGAAGGUGAGGCAGUCGAAGCUAUUGUGGAGGAAUCAGAAACUUUCAUUAAGGGAAAAGAGAGGAAAACCUAUCAAAGACGCCGUGAAGGCGGGCAAGAGGAUGAUGCUUGUCAUCUACCGCCAAACCAAGCAGAUGGAGGUGAAGUAGUGCAGGACGUCAGCAGUGGGGUGCAGAUGGUGAUGAUGGAUCAGCUGGAUCCAACUCUUCUUCAAAUGAAGACUGAAGUAAUGGAAGGUGCAGUGCCUCAAGAAACUGAGGCUACAGUGGAUGACACGCAGAUCAUAACACUUCAGGUUGUUAAUAUGGAAGAGCAGCCUAUAAACCUUGGUGAGCUUCAGCUGGUCCAAGUACCUGUACCAGUGACUGUACCUGUUGCCACCACGUCUGUGGAAGAACUGCAGGGAGCUUAUGAAAAUGAGGUUUCCAAAGCAGGCCUGCAAGAGGGGGAGCCCAUGAUCUGUCACACCCUCCCUUUACCAGAAGGCUUCCAAGUAGUGAAAGUGGGUGCAAAUGGUGAGGUGGAGACACUGGAACAAGGUGAUCUUCAGCCACAGGAAGAUCCCAAUUGGCAAAAAGAUCCAGACUAUCAGCCACCAGCCAAAAAAACAAAGAAAAACAAAAAAAGUAAGCUUCGCUACACUGAGGAAGGCAAAGAUGUGGAUGUGUCUGUGUAUGACUUUGAAGAGGAGCAGCAGGAGGGUUUGUUGUCCGAGGUUAAUGCAGAAAAGGUGGUGGGCAAUAUGAAGCCACCUAAACCAACAAAAAUUAAAAAGAAAGGUGUAAAGAAGACAUUCCAGUGUGAACUGUGCAGUUACACUUGUCCGCGUCGUUCCAACCUGGACCGCCACAUGAAAAGCCACACCGAUGAAAGACCACACAAGUGCCAUCUCUGUGGCAGGGCUUUCCGGACAGUCACGUUGCUGAGGAACCACCUCAACACUCACACAGGUACUCGCCCUCACAAGUGCCCAGACUGCGACAUGGCCUUUGUGACCAGUGGAGAGUUGGUUCGGCAUCGCCGCUACAAACAUACCCACGAGAAACCCUUCAAGUGUUCCAUGUGUGAUUAUGCCAGUGUGGAGGUUAGCAAAUUGAAACGCCACAUUCGUUCUCACACUGGAGAGCGCCCGUUCCAGUGCAGCUUGUGCAGCUAUGCCAGCAGGGACACCUACAAACUGAAGAGGCACAUGAGGACCCACUCCGGAGAGAAGCCAUAUGAAUGCUACAUCUGCCACGCUCGCUUCACUCAGAGCGGUACCAUGAAGAUGCACAUUUUGCAGAAGCACACGGAGAAUGUGGCCAAAUUCCACUGUCCUCACUGUGAUACUGUCAUAGCGAGAAAGAGUGACUUGGGUGUCCACUUGCGGAAGCAGCAUUCCUACAUCGAGCAGGGCAAGAAGUGUCGCUACUGCGACGCCGUGUUCCACGAGCGGUAUGCCCUCAUCCAGCACCAGAAGUCCCACAAGAACGAGAAGCGCUUCAAGUGUGACCAGUGUGAUUAUGCUUGCAGACAGGAGCGACACAUGGUCAUGCACAAACGGACCCACACUGGAGAAAAGCCUUAUGCCUGUAGCCAUUGUGACAAAACCUUCCGCCAGAAGCAGCUCCUCGACAUGCACUUCAAACGAUACCACGAUCCCACCUUCGUUCCUGCUGCCUUUGUCUGUUCCAAGUGCGGCAAAACGUUCACUCGCAGGAACACAAUGGCCAGACAUGCUGAUAACUGCUCUGGCCUAGAUGGUGGGGAAGGAGAGAAUGGAGGAGAGACAAAGAAGGGCAAACGUGGCCGAAAGAGAAAGAUGCGAUCUAAGAAAGAAGAUUCCUCUGAUAGUGAGGAAAAUGCUGAACCAGAUUUGGAUGAUAAUGAAGAUGAGGAGGAGACCGCAGUAGAAAUUGAGGCUGAACCAGAAGUUGAGCAAGAGGCUCCUGCACCACCUCCCAGUAAGAAACGAAGAGGAAGACCACCAGGCAAAGCUGCCACCCAACCAAAACAAUCCCAGCCUGCAGCAAUCAUUCAGGUUGAAGACCAGCACACUGGUGAAAUUGAAAAUAUUAUAGUUGAAGUGAAGAAAGAACCUGAUGCAGAAACAGCAGAGGAAGAGGAGGAAGCUCAGCCUCCUGUAGUGGAAGCUCCCAAUGGAGACCUCACCCCUGAGAUGAUUCUCAGCAUGAUGGACCGGUGAUGGAGGAAGACCACGCUGGCUGACUGAACUGGCCUGGGCUGUGUUUAAGCGGCUCAAAUCUAUUUUUCCUUUUAUCUUUUUUCUUGGCUUUGGGAAAUGCAUCAUUUUAGACCAUUU
Pipra filicauda (Wire-tailed manakin) is the source of this 2938-nucleotide messenger RNA. RefSeq names its product CCCTC-binding factor (gene CTCF). The record is from RefSeq and is a predicted model, not a curated record. The coding region runs from base 569 to 2821 and encodes 750 amino acids. Gene Ontology annotation, biological process: regulation of transcription by RNA polymerase II. The transcript is spliced from 12 exons. Gene Ontology annotation, molecular function: DNA-binding transcription factor activity, RNA polymerase II-specific; RNA polymerase II transcription regulatory region sequence-specific DNA binding. Gene Ontology annotation, cellular component: nucleus. Lineage: Eukaryota; Metazoa; Chordata; Aves; Passeriformes; Pipridae.